Messenger RNA from Fusarium tjaetaba, 285 nucleotides. RefSeq lists its product as uncharacterized. Lineage: Eukaryota; Fungi; Ascomycota; Sordariomycetes; Hypocreales; Nectriaceae. Bases 1 to 285 code for a protein of 94 amino acids. The record is from RefSeq and is a predicted model, not a curated record. The transcript has a single exon.
AUGCUGCGAACGGACACUACCACUGCCAUCCCAGCUUGGUUCAUAACAACUGCUGUUAAAGCCCUUCCCACGGUCAUCACAAUAGCCAUUGCAGACUACGGUUCAUCAACUCAAAACACCGUCAUUACAAACACUUCUGACACAACCACUGUUGAUAGUCUUAUCUUGAGCGUGACUACCAUGCCAACCACAACGGCGACUAGAGAUGAUACACGCUUUGAUCAUCCCAGUGCGGGGACAACUGACGACAAGAGUGCCUUCUCAGCCAUGCACUUCGCACGAUAA